Messenger RNA from Chanos chanos (milkfish), 3685 nucleotides. It is a transcript of the gene frmd4a, whose product is annotated as FERM domain containing 4A. The transcript has 23 exons. Gene Ontology annotation, cellular component: cytoskeleton; bicellular tight junction; adherens junction. Gene Ontology annotation, biological process: establishment of epithelial cell polarity. The record is from RefSeq and is a predicted model, not a curated record. NCBI's taxonomy places the organism in Eukaryota, Metazoa, Chordata, Actinopteri, Gonorynchiformes, Chanidae. The coding region runs from base 1 to 3150 and encodes 1049 amino acids.
AUGGUUGUGCAAGCGGCUGUCACCCCUGGCAGGACUCGCCGACUCCUACUCAAAAUACCAGUCAACACACUGAGACGUAACAGUGAAGACAGGAUGACGGAGGGGCGGAGAUGUCAGGUCCACCUCCUGGAUGACAGGAAAUUGGAGCUCCUUGUGCAACCCAAACUGAUGGCAAAAGACCUGCUGGACCUGGUGGCGUCUCACUUUAACCUGAAGGAGAAGGAAUAUUUUGGAAUAUCCUACACAGAUGAAACGGGUCACUUUAGCUGGCUGCAGCUCGAUCGGCGCGUUCUAGAGCAUGAGUUUCCCAAGAAAUCUGGACCCAUUGUCCUGUACUUCUGUGUGAGGUUUUAUAUAGAGAGUAUCUCUUACCUAAAGGACAACGCCACUAUAGAACUGUUCUUCCUCAAUGCCAAGUCCUGCAUCUACAAGGAGUUGAUAGAGGUUGACAGUGAGGUGGUGUUUGAGUUGGCCUCCUACAUAUUGCAGGAGGCUAAAGGAGACUUCACUAGUAAUGAUGCUACAAGAGCUGACCUGAAGAAACUGCCUGCCCUGCCCACUCAGGCACUGAAGGAACACCCAUCACUGGCAUACUGUGAAGAUCGGGUCAUAGAACACUACAAGAAACUCAGUGGACAAUCUAGAGGCCAGGCCAUCGUCAAUUAUAUGAGUAUAGUGGAGUCUCUGCCUACAUACGGAGUGCAUUACUAUGCUGUUAAGGAUAAACAGGGCAUCCCGUGGUGGCUGGGCUUAAGUUAUAAAGGAAUCUUUCAGUAUGAUUACCAGGACAAAGUCAAACCCAGGAAGGUUUUCCAAUGGAGGCAGCUAGAAAAUCUCUACUUCAGAGAGAAAAAAUUCUCCGUGGAAGUUCAUGACCCCAGAAGGGCGUCGGUAACACGGAGGACGUUUGGUCACAGUGGGAUUGCUGUACACACCUGGUACGCCUGCCCCACCCUCAUCAAAUCCAUCUGGGCCAUGGCUAUCAGCCAACACCAGUUCUACCUGGACCGCAAACAGAGCAAGUCCAAGAUCCACGCUGCGCGUAGUUUGAAUGAGAUAGCAAUAGAUCUGACAGAGACAGGCACGCUGAAGACUUCAAAACUCGCCAACAUGGGCAGCAAGGGCAAGAUCAUCUGUGGCAGCAGUGGAAGCUUACUGUCCUCAGGUUCUCAGGAGUCAGACAGUUCUCAGACGGCUAAGAAAGACAUGUUAGCAGCAUUGAGAGCAAGACAGGAGGCUCUGGAGGAAACCCUGAGGCAAAGACUGGAGGAACUGAAGAGCAUCUGUAUCAGAGAGGCGGAGCUGACAGGAAAACUUCCUAAGGAAUACCCACUGGAUCCAGGCGAGGAGCCGCCCAUCGUCAGACGGAAAAUUGGCACAGCCUUCAAACUGGAUGAACAGAAGAUCCUGCCCAAAGGAGAGGAAGAGGAACUGGAGCGUCUGGAGCGGGAAUUUGCCAUUCAGUCUCAGAUAACAGAAGCAGCACGGCGCCUGGCCAGUGAUCCACACAUGAGCAGUAAGAAACUGAAGAAACAGAGGAAGACUUCCUACCUGAACGCCCUAAAGAAACUGCAGGACAUUGAGAAUGCUAUCAAUGAAUACCGCAUACGCUCAGGCAAAAAACCCACUCAACGAGCCUCCCUCAUUAUAGAGGAAGCCAACCUGGGAUCAGAGGACAGUUCACUGUCAGAUGCACUGGUACUGGACGACGAUGAUCCCCAGGUGACAGGCACGCCCACCUUCAGUCCUGCGGCGUCCCCUCAUAAAGGCCUCCCCCCUCGACCUCCGGCCCACAGCAGACCCCCCCCACCCCAGUCUCUGGACGGCCUCAGGCACUUACACUACCAGCGCAGCGACUACGACAAGUCGCCCAUCAAACCGCGCAUGUGGAGCGAGAGCUCCCUGGACGAACCCUACGAGAGAGUAAAGAAACGCUCCUCUCACUCCAGUAGUCAUAGGCGGUUUCCCAGUACAGGUAGUUGUGCAGAGGCGGGUGGCAGUAACUCUCUUCAGAACAGUCCUAUCCGUUCCCUCCCUCACUGGAACAGCCAAUCCAGCAUGCCUUCCACACCAGACCUCCGAACCAGAACAUAUGUCCACUCCACCAGGUCUGUGGAUAUCAGCCCCACUCGUUUGCACAGUUUGGCUCAGCACUUCCGUAACCGUAGCUCCAGUCUCGAGUCUCAGGGGAAGUUGUUGGGUUUGGAUCCUGAUUCUGGCAGUCCAGAUUUCUGCCUGGCACCUCCGUGCCAACGCAGUAGCAACGGUUCUGACCCGCCGGACGACUGCUCCUCCUGCACCAGCCAUUCCAGCUCCGAACACUUCUAUCCCUCCACCAGCAACCCCAACUACUCCACCCUGGCCGAAGACUCACCGUCCAAAGCCAGGCAACGCCAGCGCCAACGUCACAAAUCCACCGGGCACCUUGGCACCUCCAGCUCUGGGAGCAUGCCCAACCUGGCAGCCCGCAACGGGGCCACGCCCGGCUCGGGCGGCGGGCAUCAGGGCGUGUACCUACACAGCCAGAGCCAGCCGUCAUCGCAGUACCGAAUCAAAGAGUACCCACUGUACGUGGAGGGCAGCAGCCCGUCUGGGGUAGUCGUCCGCAGUCUGGAGAACGACCAGGAGGGGCACUACAGCGUCAAAGCCCAGUUCAAAACCUCUAACUCAUACACGGCUGGGGGUAUGUAUAAGGAGAGCUGGGGAUCCACGGAAGAGGGGGAGGGGGGCAGGCUUACCCCGUCCAGGUCCCAGAUCGUGAGGACUCCGUCUCUGGGGAGGGAGGGGAGCGCGGGAGGGGGGCGGACGGUGGUGUCGGAGGAGCUCCGCUGCUGGUACCAGCGAUCGUCGGGGUCACUGAAGGAACACACCCGCAGAGGCAGUGGGGGAGGGACACAUUCCUCAACCACAACUGGGAGCAACGGCACAGCGGGAGGGAGAACAGGUACACUGGCCUCUCCACACAGUCAGCGUAGUGGAACUCCAUGUAGUGAACCUGCAGCCACACCACCCUGUAGCCCUCAGCAUAUCCUCAGCUGGCAGAGCGGAUCCUUCAGUGAGAGUUUCUUUCUGAGCAGUCCUCUAUGCUCUGAGCUGGCUGACGUGCAGUGGUAUGGACAUGAGAAGGCCAAACCAGGGACACUCGUCUGAACCUAUCCCUCCAUCUGUCCAUCCCUCCAUCUCUCCCUGAGACUUCUCCAGGCAGGUGUGAUGGAGAGCUGGACCUCAGCUGGAGUCUGCGUUCCUUUGCCCCGCCCUCUCUCUCCCUGUCUGUGUGCAUAUCCGCUGGGGCAGUGUUCCUAGGACUCCGCAGGUCAAACUGAACUCAACCCUGAGCCCUGCUGCCCAAUGUCACACCCUAUGAACUUUGACCCAGUUAGCUGCCAGCCAAUCACUCUGUAUGCACAAACCGUCACUGUCCAAUCCGCCGCUCGAGUGUUGUGAGAAGUGUGGCUUCUGAAACCUGAAGGUGUGUGUGUGUGUGUGUGUGUAUGUGUGUGUGUGUGUUAUGAUCAGUAACACUUCACACACUCUUACUUUGCAAAUGUGUGCAAAUAUGCACAGAUCAUUAACGCUUUGGAUUGUGUUCUGUCAUGGACACAUACCCACACACACACACACACACAAAGACAGACUACUUUCCCAUCUUGUUUUGUGGAGAUGUGUGUAUCCACUGUUUCUGUCC